AUGCAUUUGUCGAGUAGUUCCAUCAUUUCCAGGAGAAAAGACGGGUCAAGUUGCCAAGAGGGCGGCAAGAGAAGGAAACGGUCCAGGAAAGAAAGUUAUUCCAUCUACAAAGUGAUGAAGCAGGUUCACCCCGACACCGGCAUCUCCUCCAAGGCCAUGAGCAUCAUGAACUCGUUCGUUAACGAUAUUUUCGAGCGGAUCGCGGGGGAGGCUUCCCGCCUGGCCCAUUACAACAAGCGCAGCACCAUCAGCUCCCGGGAGAUCCAGACCGCCGUGCGGCUGCUGCUGCCCGGGGAGCUGGCCAAGCACGCCGUGUCGGAGGGCACAAAGGCGGUGACCAAGUACACCAGGUCCAAGUGA
Hemiscyllium ocellatum (epaulette shark) is the source of this 360-nucleotide messenger RNA. Its product is annotated as late histone H2B.L4-like. The transcript has 2 exons. The record is from RefSeq and is a predicted model, not a curated record. Gene Ontology annotation, cellular component: nucleosome. NCBI's taxonomy places the organism in Eukaryota, Metazoa, Chordata, Chondrichthyes, Orectolobiformes, Hemiscylliidae. Gene Ontology annotation, molecular function: DNA binding; structural constituent of chromatin; protein heterodimerization activity. Bases 1 to 360 code for a protein of 119 amino acids.